CUCUUUAUCAAAAUCCGAACACGUCAAACAGGGCAGAGUAAACCUUUUCAAAGAGAAAUUAUAAAUUAACUGUAAACAUUGUUGGUUUGAUAUUUGAAGCUAAAACAAGUUGAAUUCUUGCUGUAGGUAAUAUUUAUCAGUAGCGAUGGACACACAAGGACAAAAAAUUUAUCCAACUAUCGAUUCCCAACAAGGACAUCAGCAAAACAUGUCAUCAGUUCCACCGUCAUACGGUCAAAGUCAUGGGCAGGCAGUUCCACCACCAUACAUUCAAGGUCAAUCAGUUCCAGUAGUGACUCAACAACCAACAACUAUCAUAGUCCAAUCCCAACACUUGGGGCCAAACUCUCAACCUAUGGUUUGUCCAUCAUGUCAAGCGUCUAUUUCAACAUCUGUUAAGUAUGAGCCUGCAACGAAAACUCAUUUGUUUGCUGGUCUUUUCUGUCUUUUGGGUUUAUGGUGUGGAUGUUGUUUGAUUCCAUAUUGUGUUGACUCAUGUCAAAACGCAAAUCAUACUUGUCCCAACUGUGGAUCAUUUUUGGGAACAGGCAAUUAAAGGAAAAGUGGAAAUUUCAGCUAAAUUCUGAUUAAAAUCAAUUGGAAUUAAUUUUCUACACAUUUUUAACUUUCAAAAGAAACUUCAAAGCUUUAAAGAACAAAAACCUUUUAACAUCUGAUAUCUUAUGAACACGUUGAUUAAAUGAUUUUAAAUAAAGUUUGUCUUGUAAACAAGGAAAUUACUAAAA
Messenger RNA from Clunio marinus, 746 nucleotides. The record is from the annotation of a GenBank genome assembly. Lineage: Eukaryota; Metazoa; Arthropoda; Insecta; Diptera; Chironomidae.